Messenger RNA from Salvia splendens (bonfire salvia), 2829 nucleotides. RefSeq names its product pentatricopeptide repeat-containing protein At5g19020, mitochondrial. The coding region runs from base 44 to 2107 and encodes 687 amino acids. The transcript has a single exon. Gene Ontology annotation, biological process: RNA modification. Gene Ontology annotation, molecular function: protein binding; RNA binding. Lineage: Eukaryota; Viridiplantae; Streptophyta; Magnoliopsida; Lamiales; Lamiaceae. The record is from RefSeq and is a predicted model, not a curated record.
UUUCUGUUUCUCACACAAUUAUUUCUGGCUGCUAAUUCGAUCAAUGAUCUUAGCUGUUAUACCCAAAAUCCCACCACAUUUCCUUCACAUCUCUAUGGCUCUCGGCACAGUUUCCCUUCAAUCCCUCCAAACCAUUCUUAAGAACAGCGCCACUUCAUUCGAAUUUGCGCUAGUUUCGGCGCUCAAAUCCAUCUCGUCUUCCCCUUCAUUAAUCUCCCACGGCCAGCAACUGCAUUGCCUCGUACUAAAAUCAGGCCUCAAUUUCAAUGUCUUCAUACAAAACAGCUUGAUCAGCAUGUACUCCAAAACCGGGAUGUUUUCGUGCGCGACAUCAAUUUUCGAAAGCUCCCCGAAGCUGGACUAUGUCUCCUUCAACAUAAUACUAUCAUGGUACGUAAAAAAUGGCCGUUUGGGAGAUGCCUACAAAUUGUUUGAGAAAUUGCCGCUUAGAAAUUGCGUCUCCUAUACGACCAUGAUUAUGGGGUUUGCUCAGAAUGAGUGCUAUGGGGAUGCGAUUGCCCUUUUUAGGGAGAUGAGACUGUUGGGAGUGGGGCCGGGAGAUGUGACGAUGGCGAGUGUGCUAUCAUCUUAUGCGCGUGCUGAUGGAACUAGGAUGAAUGCAAUGCUUCUGCACGGCUUGGUGGCGAAGCUCGGUCUUGAUAUGCGUGUUAUUGUUUCGACUAAUUUAGUUCUUCUUUAUAGCGUUUCUUCGUCUCUUCAUGAUGCAAGAAUGAUAUUUGAUAACAUGGUGGAUAAGAAUGUGGUGUCGUGGAAUGUGAUGUUGAAUGGUUAUGUAAAAGGAGGACUGGUUGAUUUGGCUAGAGAUCUAUUUGAAGAGAUUCCGCGGAAGGAUGUCGUCUCUUGGGGCACAAUGAUUGAUGGAUAUCUGCAGACUGGGAGGUUGAGGGAGGCCUUGGCGCUCUAUUGUGAAAUGAGGCACACCGGUUCAAGACCUAAUGAAGUCAUGGUUGUUGACAUUGUCUCUGCUUGUGGACAGGCAACUAAAUUGAUCGAGGGUCGACAGUUUCAUGCUUUGGCAGUGAAGAUGGGGAUCUACUGCUAUGACUUCAUGCAGGCGACAUUGAUUCAUUUAUAUGUUGCCUGUCAGCAGGUCGAACUUGCUUAUUUGCAAUUUGAGGAAGGAACUAAGUAUCAUGUAGCUUGCUGGAAUGCCCUUAUUGCAGGGCUAAUGAGGAACGGCAUAGUAAAUGAAGCUGCACGUUUGUUCAGUAUAAUGCCAAAGCGAGAUGUUUUCUCUUGGAGCUCGAUGAUUUCUGGUUAUGCACAGAAUGGGAAGCAUAGUCUGGCCAUUGAAGUUUUUCAUGAAAUGAUUGGUAAAGGGUUUAAGCCAAACGAAAUCACGAUGGUGAGUGUUUUCUCUGCCAUCUCUGGCUUGAGCACACUGAAGGAUGGGAGAUGGGCUCAUGAGUUCAUCCAUUGCAACUCAAUACCAAUCAACGACAAAUUGAGUACAGCCAUCAUUGAUAUGUAUGCCAAAUGUGGGAGCAUUGAUUCCGCUCUAGAAGUAUUUGAUCAAAUCCGAGACAAAGCCAGAAAAGUUUGUCCUUGGAAUGCAAUCAUAUGUGGCUUGGCCAUGCACGGGAAAGCAGAGGCUUCAUUGAUGAUUUUUGCAGAUCUGCAGAGUCGAAAGAUAAAGCCCAAUUUGAUCACAUUCAUUGGAGUCUUGAGCGCUUGUUGUCAUGCUGGUUUGGUGGAAGCAGGGAAAAGCCAUUUUAGGAACAUGACAGCGACAUAUGGUUUAAAGCCUAACAUUAAGCAUUAUGGAUGUAUGGUGGAUCUGUUAGGCCGAGCUGGGAGGCUGAACGAAGCUGAAGACCUUGUGCAAACCAUGCCUAUGGAGGCGGACGCUAUCAUUUGGGGCACAUUGUUAGCAGCGUGUAAAAUGUACGAGAACACAGAUGUAGGAGAAAGAGCUGCUCGAAAUCUGGCAAGGGUGGAACCAUCACAUGGUCCGAGUAGAGUUCUGCUGUCUAACCUGUAUGCAGAUGCAGGCAGGUGGGACGAUGCUUUCCUGGUGAGGAGAGCAAUGCAAAACAAAAACCUUGCACGAUCACCGGGUUAUAGCAGUCCUGUACAAAGCUUUUAGCUGAUACACAAAAUUUCCAAAGUUAAAAACCAAAAGUUAUACCCACUAGUUCAGCUGCAGAGCCCAUGGCACCAACUUCACCAGCUCCCAGCUGAGAGCUCUUCCUCGUUCCACCACCUCAGACCUACUCAUCUUCAUCCUCUUCCUCUUCCUCUUCCUCUUCUGCGGUGCCUUCUUAAUCGUCUCCUGCUUCUCCUACCUCUUCCAGGUCUCUCUCUCAUCCUGCCCCCCUUCUCCACCGUAGCCGCACAUUUCCAGUUCCAUUUCGCCUCUAAUCCGCUGAUCAUCUUCAUGAUAUUCGUCGGCUUUGUUAUCUUCUUCGAGAUCUGAUGCGGGCACAGAUCGAGAACGUGCAAGAGGAUAGGGUGUAGAGGGCUGAAGAAAACGAUGAAGUUCGAUUUGCAGCUGCAGGGCAAGGAGCUGCUCCACUCUGGCGAUGGAAACAAGGCGGUGAGAGAUGUGAAUGAGCUGCCGUGGAAAGGGGGCAGCGACGAUAACGUUGAUUACGAGUGCCUAAGGGCGGAGCUAAGGAAGAUGGCGCCACCUAAUGGCCAUGCCGUGCUAAAUGUGGCUGCCCCGUUGCCAAUCUCGGAGUUAAAAUUUUCAUUUUUCAUUGUUCAUUUUGAUUGCAGGAUUGACGCAAUUUAGCAUGGUUUAGGGAUUUGCGAUCGAUUUUUUGAAUGUAGUCUUAUAGCAUGGUUGAAAUGCAAGUUAUGAAGAUA